Salvia hispanica is the source of this 1768-nucleotide messenger RNA. RefSeq names its product putative protein S-acyltransferase 4. Gene Ontology annotation, molecular function: protein-cysteine S-palmitoyltransferase activity. Gene Ontology annotation, biological process: peptidyl-L-cysteine S-palmitoylation; protein targeting to membrane. The record is from RefSeq and is a predicted model, not a curated record. Gene Ontology annotation, cellular component: Golgi apparatus; endoplasmic reticulum. NCBI's taxonomy places the organism in Eukaryota, Viridiplantae, Streptophyta, Magnoliopsida, Lamiales, Lamiaceae.
AAAAUUCCGUGUGGAGAGGGCAAAUGGCAGCUAUUUCUUGAUCAUCCCAUUUCUUACUUCUCUCUCUCUCUCGCCGAACCCCAUAUAACGAUUCUUGAAAUUCACCCACCACUCUCUGUAAUACAUGUUCGUGCAUGCAACAAUUGAUCAGGGACAGUGAAAAGGCACGAUUUUUACAAUCUUUAAUGUCAUUUCGUAUGUGGGCUGCUGUCAAAUAACGAAAGAGAGGAGCUUUCGUUAUCAAAUUUUGAGGGUAAAAUCUGAAUUGGGGUUUUGGGUUUUUCGAAGACAUGGACCUCGGAAAACCCGAAACUAAGAGGCUCUAUCAAGUUUGGAGAGGAAGUAAUAGGUUCUUCUUUGGAGGAAGAUUGAUUUUUGGACCAGAUGUGGCUUCUUUGUUCUUAUCCACAUUCAUGAUUGCAGGUCCAGCUAUUGCAUUUUGUAUAAAGUUAUUUCUCAUCUCUAGGCACCGGCUCAAAGAAAAUAAAAAUGCCGUUCCGUGGUAUGCUAUGCUCGUUGUGGCUAUAGUACUAACUGUGUUGGAUAUACUUUUUCUCUUCCUUGCAUCUAGUAGAGAUCCUGGGAUUGUUCCUAGAAACAAAAGGCCUCCUGAGUGUGAUGAGGCAAUCGAAAUGAACACCCCUUCAAUGGAGUGGGUGAAUGGUAGAACUCCUCAUCUGAGACUUCCCCGAACAAAGGAUGUUAUUGUAAAUGGACACACAGUGAAGGUGAAAUUUUGUGACACGUGUUUGCUCUACCGUCCUCCCCGUGCAUCACACUGCUCCAUCUGCAACAACUGUGUUCAGAGAUUCGAUCAUCAUUGUCCAUGGGUUGGUCAAUGCAUUGGUGUACGUAAUUAUAGAUUCUUCUACAUGUUCAUAUCAACAUCGACGCUCUUGUGCGCCUACAUCUUUGUUGUUUCAUGGUGCAAUAUUGUCACCAGGAAAGGCACCGUGUGGAAGGCAAUGACAUCCGAUUAUUUGUCAGAUAUUCUCAUCCUCUACUGUUUCGUUACCUUUUGGUUUGUAGGCGGUCUAACAUUCUUCCACUUCUACUUGAUCAGCACCAACCAGACGACGUAUGAGAACUUCAGGUAUCGGUAUGUUAAGAAGGAGAAUCCUUACAACAAAGGGAUGAUUAGCAACUUCAAAGAAGUGUUCUUCUCUAGAAUCCCACCUUCUAUGAAUGAUUUCCGCUCAAUUGUCAUCGAAGACGAGGCCGAGGUCAUGGAAAUGAUGGACCAGAAUUUCAUGGGAGAUAUCACUAGCAAGAAGGAAAAGAUAGAUAUAGAGAUGGGAUCUAGUUUUGUUGACAGCAACGGCAUUGUGAUACCUGAUCUUCUACGCAAUCUUGAAUUCGAUGACAUUGAAGACCACAUGAAACACAAGGAAGGGAGCGAAAGAUCCGACUCCAGCAGCCCGUUGGUUACUCCUGCUGAGGGAGACCUGACAGAGUCAACAAAUAACUUAGCCUUUGAAACUGAGGCCAACCAUGUGGACAAUUGUGAUGCCACAAUAUCUCUACAUCGCAACUAAACAGACGACGACCGCUGUAGCUGGAUUCUUCGACGUGUUCAACCUUACAGCGCAAACAAUGUUGUUGAGAGCAAUCUUGCAGCAGAAUGAGGGAGAAAUCAUGUCAGUACAAAGCAGUGCACUGGCUCAUAUGCAUGCUUUUUGUUGUUUUUGCUUUUGAGAAAAAAUUGUGUAUUUUGUAAACAUAUAUUCUCUUCGGAGGCUAAUAUAUUAUAUAUACACUGUUUUGGAUU